This is a messenger RNA of Callithrix jacchus (white-tufted-ear marmoset), 2909 nucleotides long. RefSeq names its product forkhead box I2 (gene FOXI2). Gene Ontology annotation, biological process: regulation of transcription by RNA polymerase II; cell differentiation; anatomical structure morphogenesis. Gene Ontology annotation, molecular function: DNA-binding transcription factor activity, RNA polymerase II-specific; RNA polymerase II cis-regulatory region sequence-specific DNA binding. The record is from RefSeq and is a predicted model, not a curated record. NCBI's taxonomy places the organism in Eukaryota, Metazoa, Chordata, Mammalia, Primates, Cebidae.
AUCUGGGCGGUGCGGAAAACUGACACCCGGGCGAGGACCGGGAUUUCGCUCCUCCUGGGCUGCCGGGGGAGGGGCUCGCCCCAUCACUCUCCUCCGGCUCUGGCCUCGAUGGCAUUUAAAGGGCGGAGGGCUGGUCGCACCCUGCCGGCGAGGCUGGUGGCCACGCUGGAUGGGUCGCCCUUGAGCUUCGGUGCGGUGCUGCCCGCCCAGACCCGGGCGCGGCUGGACAUGGCCACUUACUGCGACUACCCGGGCCCCUCUUCAACCCCGCCCAGCCAGGCCCGGGUUCCCGCACACCCCCCGGGCUAUGCGCCUGGUGAUCUGGGCAUCCCGGGAGGGGGCCCGCGCCUGUGGGUGAACGCACCCGCGCUCAGCCCCAAAUCCUGUGCUUCUGACCCCGGGCCCGCGCUGCCCUACGCCGCCCCCGGCUACGGGGCUCCCGGCCCGUUCCUCGACGCCCCGGGCGGUCUGGCAGGAGCCGACCUCGCCUGGCUGAGCCUCUCCGGCCAGCAGGAGCUGCUGAGGCUGGUGCGGCCGCCCUACUCCUACUCGGCGCUCAUCGCCAUGGCCAUCCAGAGCGCGCCGCUGCGGAAGCUGACGCUCAGCCAGAUCUACCAGUACGUGGCCGGCAACUUCCCCUUCUACAAGCGCAGCAAGGCGGGCUGGCAGAACUCCAUCCGCCACAACCUGUCGCUCAACGACUGCUUCAAGAAGGUGCCCCGCGACGACGACGACCCAGGUAAAGGCAAUUACUGGACCCUGGACCCCAACUGUGAGAAGAUGUUUGACAACGGGAACUUCCGAAGGAAGAGAAAGAGGAGAGCAGAAGCCAGCGCCGCCGCGCCCUUGGGAGCCAGGAGCCGGGGAGGGGCCGAGGCACCCUCGCUGGAGCCCCAGGGCGCAGCUCGCUGGGACCUGCAGGCCUCGCCCUCUCGGUCCACACCCGAGGCCGCCACCUGCUUCUCGGGUUUCGCCUCCGCUAUGAGCGUUCUGGCUGGCGGUCUUGGCACCUUCCCCGGGAGCCUGGCAGGCGACUUUUCUUUCGGGAGGCCGCAGACAACGGUCGCCACCCACGAUCCCCAGGCCCUUGGCCCCUCGCCUAGCUUCGCCCUUGGCCACCAGACAGCGGCCACUGGCUUCCACGUCAGUCACCUCCUCUACAGCCGGGAAGGGACCGAAGUUUGAAGGGAGGCUGGAAACUAGCCCAGUGCGUGUCCAGAGGUGCUGAGCUCAGGCCUCCGGUUUCCCUUGUGACAGUCCCACGUGUUGGUGCCAAAGGCCUCAGUGCCAUGGGAGGAAGCACAGAGACGGGCGGCCCCGCCAGCAGGGAGCUGGGCUGAGAAUGCCUGGGCCUCGGGGUGGGUGGCCCGUCCGCUGUACACCUCUCACCCAGGCGACCUCCAGAGCCUCUCUAUUCUUCCUCUAAGCCCAGCCCUCCUGGGUCUCUAGAGCCUGUGCUCACUAGGAAUGUGCCUUGAAGGGGCGAUGAGUUGGCGCUCAGCUCCAAUGUUUCCCAAAGAGGCUGGCUGACCCCAAAAAGCCUUAGAGCAGGUGGGAGGAAGGUGGGCUGCAGGAGCUGUGGGAGCGAUUUCCAACUCCGCCCAGCCUGGCCCAUCUGGCUCAGGGCCUUCCCUCCUGCUUUAGGGAGGCUGCUGCAGGGGCGGGGGACAGGGCUCAGGAGCAGCCGCGGGUGGGGCCAGGUGGGCCAGGAGCCUCCCGGGAGGGGGUCUGAGACUAUUGGGUCCCUUGUAAAAAAGAACUUGCUAAUGGUUGGAACUCUGGUGGUUGGAGGGAGAAGCGCUGAGUGGGCAGAGAGUGCCCUUGGGGAUGCCAGCUCCUUUCCCUGUUACUCAGCUCUGGUCAUUGAUGGCCCUGCUCUAGGACAAGGCACCUCCCCAGGACCCUGCCAUCCCUGACCUCAGGAGCAGUGCCCAACACCCUGGAGUCCCCCAAGGGUCGGGGUUUUUGCCACUCCACCCACACUCACACUCACACAUGCUCAUGGGAGGCCACACCUGUUUUGGUCUCUUUCCCCUCCAACCCUCUGCCCACAGUUUGGGCCAAAGCUGGCCCUGUGUUCAGAGACCCUGAGCAGCAGGCUCCUGUGUGGACGGAACCCACCCCACCCAGUUUGUUCUUAGAGAUGGUAUCUUUGUGAAAUGCAAGGAGCCCCCAUCACUGGGAAGAGGAAUUUUGGGCUCCGGACUCCUCAGAAGUCCUAAGUGCCCCAGUCAGAUGCCCUGUGUCUUUGUGGCAUCUGGCACUCUCUGGAGAUGAAGAUGUUGGUGGAGGCGUACCCAUCUUCCCUGCGUGUUCGGGGAGGGCUGGAGAGGGGUCCUCCUAGGAAGAGAGUGGAGAGAGGGUGCCGUUAAUCUGGAGUGGGGCAGGCUGGUUUGGCAACCUGAAGCCCCAGCCACACAGGUUUUCCUAAUCUGCCCUCUAGGCCCCUCACUGCCACUGCCACCAUGGCUGGAAAUGAGAGCAGGGCUCCUGUCUGUCUCUUAGAGCUGACUCAUCAUGGCCCUGCCGAAGAGUGGUGUGUGUGUGUGUGUGUGUGUAAGACAGAGAGGGAGUUGGGAGAACAUAGAGAGAAGGAGCUAGGAGUUGGGAUGAAUCUGGUCCCUGGCCAUGUGUUUCACCAGCAGUGGCUCCUAACUCCAUGUGGUGUCCCUGCUGCUGCCCGCCACAAGCAGGUGGGCAGCGUGCCAGGUGUGUCAAAGGUGAUGAUGAUGCGGAACCAAACUCACAACGAACCCACAAUCUCUCUUGGGGGGACACUCCCCAAAUUCACUACAACUAAAGAAGGCCAGGAAAGGAAAAGAAAUUCCUUAGCUUACACAUUUUAAAAAUUUUCUCUUGAAUCUAUUUUAAUAGAAUAAAAUACUAAAAACACCAGUAUAUGUAGCUUG